AUGAGCCUUAUAGCCUUGUCAGCCGCUCUUAUCGCUGCUUUAUGGCUGGCUAAAAUCCUAUACCGAGGCAUUUCAUUGAGGCUCAGAUUCCGCGCCAUGCAAGCCCAUGGCCUGCCCGUCCCAGAGCCACACUCCUUUCUGUAUGGCCAUAUUCCGUUGAUGAAGAGUUUAAGGGAAGGCCUACCGAAAGAUGCUCAUGACACAUACGUCCAUAGGAAACUCACCAUGAACUGGCCCAAGUACUUCCCUCUUCAAAAGAAGUGUCCCCCAGUCAUCUACUUGGACCUCUGGCCUCUUACCUCUCAGCCAUUCGUAUAUGUUACGAGUCCGGAGACCUGUUUCCAACUUACCCAGCAGACGGCUCAACCAAGGCAUUCUAUGUUUUCGUGGGCUCUAUUCCCGGUGACUGGCGGUAAGGACUUGAUAUCGAUGGACAUGCCAACACACCGUAUUUGGCGUUCUAGAUUGAACCCUGGGUUCUCACCAAAGAAUAUUUUAUCGCAAGCCCCUAUCCUGAUCGAAGAGGUCGACAUCUUCAUUCGGCAAUUAAAGGAGCAAGCGGGCAAAGAUGGGGCGUUUGGGAAUUUAAUCAACCUUUACGAUAGAACAGUGGCGCUAACAUUCGAUAUCAUCAUGCGGGUUUCUCUCGAUCUGGAUAUAGGGGAACAGACUCGGGGUCCAACACCGAUUCUUAUGGCACUAAGAAAAUUGAUCAGCUACGUCAAAGGACCAACCAUCUGGUCCAAGCUCGAGCGGUGGACACCGUCAUACCGCCAAGACGUUACCUUAAACUCCAAAAUAUUACGCGAUAGUCUGCUGCCUCAGAUAAAGUCGCGCUUGCAGCCAGAUGCUAGCAGCGAGAAGACUGUAAUCGACCUCGCUGUCAAAGAGUAUAAGAACGAAUACGGGAAUGAAAAUCGACAGCCAAGUCCAGAUUUCAUCAACACGGUUAUAUCCCAGCUCAAGCGCUGUAAAUGCUGGGUCUUGUACGAGAUUAAUAAGUCCCCCGAAGUUCUGAAACGGGUCCGGGAAGAGCAUGACGAAGUCCUUGGCUCCGACGCGAAGCUCGCGGCGCAGGUACUUUCGCUAGAACCCCACAAGCUCAACAGCCUGCGAUACACGACGGCGGCUAUCAAGGAGUCUCUUCGCCUUCACCCAUUAGGAUCGACGCACCGCCGAGGAAGUCGGGGUUUUAACUUUGUAUGCGAGGGGACCACUUAUCCCACCGAAGACUCCGUCAUCUGGACAAGCCCGACCGCCGUACAUCUGCGUUCUGACUUGUGGCCGCGAGUUAUGGAGUUCCUACCCGAGCGCUUCCUCGUUGCCGAAGGUCAUCCGCUGCAUCCGGUCAAGAACGCGUGGCGCCCCUUUGAGCUGGGGAAUACGAGGUGCAUCGGCGAGGAGCUAGUUAUGGUUGAGAUGAAGCUUGUGCUAGCCCUAACCAUGCGCGAACUAGAUUUUAAGUUUGAUUGGGAAGGUUGGAACACUCUACAGAGACGUGCGGCACCACCGGAUUCUGUGGAGGGAGAACAUAUUUACCGUGUCGGUAACGGCAUCGGAAGCGUCAAAGACAAGCUUCCUACUCGGAUUCGACUUAUAUAACUUUUAUACUCAGUAUCAUCAAAAUGCUGAAGCUCUGGUGUCUGAUUCAGCUUGUGUGCGGA
Molecule: messenger RNA, 1664 nt
Organism: Daldinia loculata
Lineage: Eukaryota; Fungi; Ascomycota; Sordariomycetes; Xylariales; Hypoxylaceae
Product: cytochrome P450
Exons: 5
Coding region: 1-1602 (533 amino acids)
Molecular function (GO): oxidoreductase activity, acting on paired donors, with incorporation or reduction of molecular oxygen; monooxygenase activity; heme binding
Source: RefSeq, a predicted model, not a curated record